AUGUCGAACAGAAAGGGCACCAGGAGUACACAGCGAAGCGAUCAAGGAGCACCUCCGGACCAGCAACAACGGUCCGCCGGAAUGGAGACGUAUAACGGGCUUGUACGGACGCCUGCGGAUGCGAUCAUAUUAUUCGAGGCUUGUCGCAUAGGGCUGCUGCCUCGAGUGCAACGACGAUUGUCCGAGAAAGAGCGCCAGUCAAUCAAGUCUGGCUCGGUGUUUGUGUGGGACGAGCGCGAAGCAGGCAUGCGCAGAUGGACGGAUGGGAAGUCAUGGAGCGCAUCACGUGUGUCGGGCAGCUUUCUCACCUAUCGCGAAAUGGAAGGCAAGCGAGGUGGCAGCAACUUCGACAAAAGUGCGAAUCGCGACGGCAUACAAGGCACCGAAGGCGACAGUGAUGGUGGACCAGACGGCUAUCGUUAUAAGCCAGAUGGACUCAUGAAGCAGUCCUUCUCCAUUACUACUAACAGCAACCAACACCUUCAUCUAAUCAGCUAUUUCUCUCGAGCAUCCGCGGCUACGCAGACGCUCAUGCAGCCAACAAACGACCAUCAAUUGCGACACAUCCGGCCCGAGAAGGGCAUGUACCCAGAGUCUACGGUCCACGAGCAGAGUACGAUUCCAGCUGUGACUCGAGGACCGAUGAGUUCGCCAGGCUACACGCAUUCACCUCAUCAAGGCUCGCCAUAUCAACGCCCGCCUCCAUACGGUUACGCUCCUCACCCAUAUCCGCCUAGUCCGAUGCACACACCACCACAGUAUCCUGGCUACGGCCCUUACUAUCACCAGCAACCAUAUCAUCCGGCCCAGACGCCACUUCAACAGAUGCAAUAUCCGCCUCAGCACCAGCCGCCGUAUGGUCAAGGGCCAAUGACAGCGUUUGACAGACCGCCACCACCUUUGAGUAAUAAUGGACUUCCACCUCCGCCACCACAUCAGUACGGACAGCCGCCACCUCCACCAGGUCAUGGCUAUGGUGCACCGUAUCCCUAUCCCCCAAACGGCUACCAGUCGUAUCAGCCGCCACCUCUUCAACAGCCACCGCCACCACCUCAACAACAACAAUCUGUCUACCCACCGCCUCAUGCCCACCAACCACAGCCAUAUCCGCGUCAGGCAGAAGCAUCUACUCAGGAGCCAAAGGCGACCGGAGAAAUACGACCCGAGCAUCAAGAGCAGCCUAGUCAGAACCAGCAACCGCCGGCAGAUCAAACACAGCCCAGAAGCGAUCAACAAGCGCAACCAGGAUCCCAGGCACCAAAUACUUCUGGUGGCCAAACUAUUCCAAGCAUCUCCAGCAUGCUCAAUGGCGCCGGCCAAGUUCCUCCAGCGCGCACAACAAGCCCUAAAUCUGGACCGGCCUCACCAAGACCACUGCAAGAUAUUCCACAUCACAAGCUCGGCUUCGAGGUCAACAGAGAUCUUCAAGCAUUGCGGAAUCUGGACAAGUCGACUUUGAAGUACUAG
This is a messenger RNA of Recurvomyces mirabilis, 1467 nucleotides long. RefSeq names its product Gluconate transport-inducing protein (gene PTH2). Gene Ontology annotation, molecular function: DNA binding. The transcript has a single exon. NCBI's taxonomy places the organism in Eukaryota, Fungi, Ascomycota, Dothideomycetes, Mycosphaerellales, Teratosphaeriaceae. The record is from RefSeq and is a predicted model, not a curated record. The coding region runs from base 1 to 1467 and encodes 488 amino acids.